This is a messenger RNA of Scophthalmus maximus (turbot), 1506 nucleotides long. RefSeq names its product ribonucleotide reductase M2 b (gene rrm2b). The transcript has 9 exons. Gene Ontology annotation, biological process: deoxyribonucleotide biosynthetic process. The record is from RefSeq and is a predicted model, not a curated record. Gene Ontology annotation, cellular component: cytosol. The coding region runs from base 81 to 1175 and encodes 364 amino acids. NCBI's taxonomy places the organism in Eukaryota, Metazoa, Chordata, Actinopteri, Pleuronectiformes, Scophthalmidae. Gene Ontology annotation, molecular function: ribonucleoside-diphosphate reductase activity, thioredoxin disulfide as acceptor.
UGGGCGUGUCUUUAAAACGGUGCGACCAAAGAGACAUCCAUGUGAGGAUCAUGCUCUAAGGAACGAACGCAGUUGUCGAAAUGACGCCGACGGUGAAACCGUCUCCGGAAGUGGAUCCAAUGAAUAGAAGUCAACAGUCUGAUGAUCUGAAACAAACGAAUGUCUUCAAAGAUAAAAACCCAGAAUGUCAGAGUGGUUCAGAGACAGAGGAGGAACCUUUGCUCCAAGAGAACCCCAGGCGGUUUGUCAUCUUCCCCAUCCAGUACCCCGACAUCUGGAAGAUGUACAAGCAGGCACAGGCCUCUUUCUGGACGGUGGAGGAGGUUGAUCUAUCCAAAGACCUGACACACUGGGACAAUUUGAAACCUGAAGAGAAACACUUCAUCUCCCACAUCCUUGCCUUCUUCGCUGCCAGUGACGGUAUCGUCAAUGAGAACCUGGUGCAGAGGUUCAGUCAGGAGGUGCAGGUCCCUGAAGCACGCUCCUUCUACAGCUUCCAGAUCCUCAUAGAGACUGUUCACUCAGAGAUGUACAGCACACUCAUCAACACUUACAUUAGGGACCUGAAGGAGAGGGAGUAUUUGUUCAACGCCAUUCAGACCAUGCCUACUGUGAAACGAAAAGCAGACUGGGCCCUACAUUGGAUAAAUGACAGCAAAUCCACAUUUGGUGAGCGAAUUGUGGCUUUUGCUGCCGUGGAGGGAAUCUUCUUCUCUGGUUCAUUCGCUGCCAUUUUUUGGCUCAAGAAGAGAGGCCUAAUGCCGGGGCUCACCUUUUCCAAUGAGCUGAUUAGCAGGGAUGAGGGCCUGCACUGUAACUUUGCCUGCCUGCUGUACAGAUACCUGGUGAAAAAGCCAUCAAAGGACAGAGUAAAGGACAUCAUCACCAAAGCUGUUAGCAUUGAGCAGGAGUUUUUGACCGAGGCCUUGCCAGUGGAUCUCAUUGGAAUCAACUGCUGUCUGAUGAAACAGUACAUCGAGUUUGUGGCUGAUCGGCUUCUCCUUGACCUCGGAUUGGCUAAGGUUUACCAAGCGGAGAAUCCCUUCGACUUCAUGGAGGCCAUUUCACUCGAAGGGAAAACCAACUUCUUUGAGAAAAGAGUAGCAGAGUAUCAGAGAUUUGGAGUUAUGUCAAGCACAGCAGACUGUGAAUUCACACUGGACGCAGACUUCUGAAACUGAGAUGACGCUCGGUUACAUGCCUGUUACAUUAAACCUAUUUAUUUAUUUGUUUUAUGCAGUAGCUGGCAAGAAAUAGCAACAGAUUAAACCAACAAUUUUCCGGGGAAUGGGAAUAACAAUAUGGUGAACCAUUGUCAAUGGCUAAUUUUGACCUUCACACAGUGCAAAGUUAGUCAAAUAUAAAUAUUGAGAGAGGCGACAAGGAGCAACUAUUUCAUUUCUUCAAAUCUUCUAUUUUCAAUAAUGACAUUAUAUUUUAAUGAUUUCACUUGUGGGUGCUGGCUUCUGUGGUUUUAUGUACAAUAAAGUGUUUUGUAAAAUGAAA